ACGCUCUGUUAUUUACCUUCUCCAGCAGAGAAGCAGUGGAGGUCAGGCGACAGCUCUCCGUUAUGGCCCAACAGUGGCUGUUUCAUUUUAUGGGAGCACUGGUUAUAAUAUCGUUUUUUAAACUAACGGCGUGAGUGUGUUGCUGUCUGCGCUCGUAAAGUAUAUUUGACUGCGCACUUGGCGUCUGUGUAGUACGUAAACAAACAUGACCGCGACCGUUUCGAGGGAGAGACAUACUGCCGUCGCUGCAGACUCCGCUGACUCGUCUUUCUCCAUAUCUGCAAGCCUCCUGCGACUCUUUAAACACAUCAAAUAUGAAAAUCUCGCGGCAGGACUCAGUGGAGGCGUUAUUUCCACAAUGGUGCUACACCCCCUGGAUCUGGUCAAAAUAAGGUUUGCAGUAAGUGACGGUCUGCAAAUGCGUCCCCAAUACGAUGGCAUGUUGCACUGCAUGAAGACCAUCUGGAAGCUAGAAGGGAUCCGGGGUCUCUAUCAGGGUGUAACCCCCAACAUCUGGGGGGCUGGGGCAUCAUGGGGCCUGUACUUCCUCUUUUAUAAUGCUAUUAAAGCAUACAAACAGGAGGGGCGGCAAACAGAGCUGAGUGCAGGUGAACACCUGGUGUCUGCAGCAGAGGCAGGCAUUCUGACGCUUUGCCUCACCAACCCGGUCUGGGUGACAAAGACCCGGCUGGUGCUGCAGUACAAUGCAGAUCCUUCACGGAAGCAGUACAAGGGAAUGAUGGACGCCCUCGUGAAAAUAUACCGUCACGAGGGUAUCCCAGGACUAUACAGGGGCUUUGUGCCAGGGCUGGUGGGGACUUCCCAUGCUGCAUUACAGUUCAUGACCUAUGAGUGCCUGAAGAGGGAGCAAAAUAAAUAUAAGAAGAUGCCAUCUGAAUCACUGCUGUCUCCACUGGAGUACAUCACCAUGGCAGCCAUCUCCAAAAUAUUUGCAGUGGCAGUAACUUACCCAUACCAGGUUGUGCGUGCUCGCCUGCAGGACCAGCACAAUAACUACAGCGGAAUCGUGGAUGUCGUCCGUAGAACGUGGAGCAACGAGGGGAUUGAGGGCUUUUACAAAGGGAUGGUCCCCAACUUGUUGCGAGUCAUUCCAGCAUGCUGCAUCACCUUCUUGGUGUUUGAAAACGUGUCACGCUUACUGUUGGGCGAGUAUCAUUAAACCUUCAUGUGGAUGAGGACACACCAACGGAACAAUGGACCAACACAAAAUAUGGCAGGACUGUGUAUGUGUGUUGGAGAAGAGCAGGGAAAUUAAACAUUUCCUGUUUAACUCUAAAUUCGAUGUGCAGACAAAACUAGGAUUGAGUGUUUGCACUGAAUGAAAAGUAGAAAAUUGAGGUGCAUAUCCAGUAAAUGACAAUGAUGUUUCAGAUUUAUUGUAUUGUUGAUACUUACGUUUAUUGGGACAUAUUGACUAGUUCACCCAAAAAUGAGAUUUCUGUCUUAAUUUACUCACUCUCAUGUCGUUUCAAACCCAUUUGAAUUUCUGUCUUCUGUGGAACACAAAAGGAGAUGUUUAGCAGAAUAUCGGAGCUGCUCUCUUCAGUACAAUGAGUGUAUUGAGAGCUCUAAAAGGGACAGAAAAAAAGCACCAUAAAAAUGCAACUUGACUUGUGCACUAUUUUCCAAAUCUUCUGAAGAUAUUUGAUAGCUAUAUGUGAGAUACAAAUUAAAAUUUUCAUUGUUCACUGAAAAUCUUGCCUUGAAAAUGUAGCUUUACAGUACACCACUGACUUUCAUUGUUUGGACAAGAGCAGCAAGAACAUUCUACUAAACUUCUCCUUUUAUGUUCCAUGGAAGAAAGAAAUUCAUAUGGGCUUGAAAUGACAUAAUUUCAGAAUUUUCAUUUCUGGGUGAACUAUCCCUUUAAGGUGUUCAUUUAAUUAACCAGAGAGAUGCACGAAGUGUCCAUAUCAUCUCUUAGAUUGAUAAAUAUUAGAGUAUAGAUGAGUGUAACAUUACAAACACCAUGAUUUCAAGCUGUCAGUGACAAGAGGUCAUAAAACGGGUCAUGGAAAACUGGAUUCAAGCCAUCCUGUGAUAGUGCAACCCAACUCGAUACUCACCAAAGGAGAUGUUUGUCUUUUUUAUGUUGUCACAAAACAGCUGCUUCAUUUGUUCAGCUAUGCGAGAGAAUGAACCCAUUUACCUUCGGUCACUAAGCAAAUCUCCGCUGGCUUUUAGGUGCCCAAGACGAGACUCACUGGGCAUGCUCAGGAAAUGACAAAACGCUACAGGAUAAUAGCAUACAGACCUGACAGAAACUUAUACCUUACUGGAGGACACAAGCAUAUUUUAAACAGAUGUCUGUGGAUUGAGAAGAAGAUUUUAACUGGAAGACAGAAGAUAAAUGAAGAAGAAGAACUACGUUACGUAGCAACUGAGAGGCCAUUGGAAAUGUAAAUAAAAAUUUGCUAUUGUCUAUCACGCACAAAAAAGAUAGCUGAUGUAUGUAUAAGCCAUUUUUACACAUCUAAUAAAACAAUAUAAAUGUAAAAGACA
Molecule: messenger RNA, 2523 nt
Organism: Myxocyprinus asiaticus (Chinese sucker)
Lineage: Eukaryota; Metazoa; Chordata; Actinopteri; Cypriniformes; Catostomidae
Product: mitochondrial folate transporter/carrier-like
Exons: 7
Coding region: 206-1180 (324 amino acids)
Biological process (GO): folate import into mitochondrion; nucleotide transport
Cellular component (GO): mitochondrion
Molecular function (GO): folic acid transmembrane transporter activity; FAD transmembrane transporter activity
Source: RefSeq, a predicted model, not a curated record